Molecule: messenger RNA, 3303 nt
Organism: Letharia lupina
Lineage: Eukaryota; Fungi; Ascomycota; Lecanoromycetes; Lecanorales; Parmeliaceae
Exons: 3
Coding region: 1-3303 (1100 amino acids)
Biological process (GO): cytoplasmic microtubule organization; meiotic cell cycle; microtubule nucleation
Cellular component (GO): spindle pole; equatorial microtubule organizing center; centrosome
Molecular function (GO): microtubule minus-end binding; gamma-tubulin binding
Source: RefSeq, a predicted model, not a curated record
AUGUCUGCGUCGUACUUGAACCUUGACACAAAGAUGCGCGCCAUUGUCAACAAUUGCCGCUCUGUCAAUAGACUCCACCCGGUUGUAUCUGAGUUGUGCGGGUCCUCUGAAUUCAAGCAGUUCUUUUUGAGUAGCUUGAACCAAGACCUACAUGUGAUUUGCCAGCGCUCCCAAGUACUUGCCCAUGGUGAAAUCACGGUUAUCCAAAAAGCCUUCGGUGUCCUCAUGGAGAAGAAAGAAGAUCUCAUCCCUGCAGUCGAACUCUACGUGGAUGAGAUCCUAGGUCUCAAGUUCGUGUCAGAAUCCGACAGAGCUACAACUUUGGACACAAUGAUUCAGACAAGGCACUCUAUCCUGAGCCGUAUGUUCAUAGGCCCCACCUGGUUGACCAAAGCCUACGGCAGCAAGCCUAAUCAGUUACCUAAAGCAGGAAGUUGCGCUCUGCCAUCAUGUAGCCAUUCAGCAUUGAGUGACGACAAGCCAGUCAAUGAGGCAUGGUUCAUCUCCGACGGUAGCGAAGAGUCCCGAAUCUCUGAAAUGCCUCAUAUCGCUGGCGAGCAAGACGAGAACUAUGGGGACGAGAAGCUCAAAAGGCUGUUCAUCGUGUACCAUAAAGCAAGGAAAGAUUACGAUGCCACGCCAGCGAAGACCCUAGAGCGCACAAAGUCAGCCAAAUUCUUGCGCGACACAACGGAAAAUUGCCUCGCAUACAUCGCGGCGAAGCAGACCCGACCCGGAGGAAAGAUGCUGGAUGAGUUGAGAGCUACCCUUGAGGAGACUAUAGCAAUAGCAGAGCAAGGGUCUGGAGGCAAGAAGCGCCGUUUCGAUGAGAAUUGGGAGAAUGUUCCCCAAGAGCCUGCUAAGAUGCGAGGUCCCCGUCCACCUGUGGCUCCGCCAUUGGGCAAUUCCGACCCUGUCCCCAGAGGCCGAGCUUCAGAUACAAAGCCGAGACCUAUCACUUCUCGUAUUCAGGAACAUCAGGUAUCACGAAAACCCGACUACCGCCAGCAAAAUACGAACCUGGCCGAGCGUAGACGCUCAGAUCUACCUCAUCAGCUCUAUCCUGCCUCUGCUGGCCAGUCUUCUCACAAGGCUGGCGCGGGUCACGGGCUCCUGCAGAGCUUCCUCUCUCCUGCAGAGCAGGCCUUGCUGCAGUCCUUAGCUCACAAUCUUGGUGACAGGAAUAGGAAUAUCCGGGACAAUGCCUCUGCCAUAUCCUCAAUUCACCCAUCGACAGUCUGCCGCGCCGUAUCGACAGCUAUCGUCUCCAUAUACCUUGCGAAUUUUCAACAAAAAAUCUUGGAGGUGGAACAAGAAAUACUGAGAGAAGAUGCACGCAUCGUCGGUGCCCACAAUAUUGUACCACUGUCCGCCAUUGUUGGGGCAUUCGAUGGAUGGAGUCGAAAGCUUGAAUGGCUCUGGAAGCUCGUACAAUACAUCCAGGCACCUGCGCCAGGAGAAGCACAGCAUACGCGAUCGAAGCAUGAAAGCCGCACGGCGGCUGAGCUCAUUGGCCAUCUCAGAGAAUCUACACACACCGGAUACCCUGACAUCGAGGCGAUCUCUCUUGAUCUAGUGAGAGUGGCAGAGACUGCGUGGCUCAAGCAAACUUCUGCAUGGGUUCUCUACGGUCGACAUCCAGCCUACGGGGCUGGGGACUUCUUCAUUACUCGUCAUGCAGCUAGCAUGAGCCAGACUGAAUUACCAUGGGAGUAUUGCGUUCAAGACAGCCUGGUCCCUUGCUUCGUCACUCCACACACAGCGCACUCAAUCCUCUUCAUCGGCAGGUCUCUGAAUCAUAUUCGAGAACGACAGUCAUCCUUCUCAGAUGGCUCCUCUAAGGCGGCUGCUCCAGAGCUCGCGCUGCUUUCCAACCACCUCGCGCAUCUCUCGUCACUGGAAUUUCCCCUCAGUUCUUCCAGCUUUUCGACCGCCAUUGGAGCAAUUCGGCUUUCACUGUCCCAAAACGCACUGCAAAAAUUACUACCAUUGACUAAGGUUUUGGAGAUGCUACAAAUACUGAAAGAAUUCUUCCUUCUUGAACGGGGGGAAUUCGCCGUGGCCCUCCUCACUGCCGCCGACGAGCGUCUUACAUCUAGAAAUCAAGCCGUAAGAUCUAAGCAGAACCUAGUCAAUGAGCUGGCCAGCAUGACCAUCAAGGAGGGAGAAGUAUCUGCUGUGCUGGCUCGAACUUGGACCGCUUUAGCGUCGUACCAGAGUCUUGACGACGAAGACGUGGAUGAGGAGCUUGAUCAGGCUCGGGAACUCAUCCGCCUGUCUAUCAGAACAGUGGAUGCAGACCAUACUUCUAAGCCUUCGUUGGCUUCUUUCAAUGAUCUUUUGCUGCCUGCACCAACAAUACUAACCCUUCGUGUGCCGUCUCCAUUAGACCUUUUCCUAUCUGCAUCUGAUGUCGAUACUUAUUCUCACAUUCAUGCCUAUCUCUUAUCGAUCCGAAGAGCCCAUCUUCGCCUCAGUAAGCUAUUCUUGCUGUCGGUCCUUCGGAGAGACCAUCCAUGUCCGAAGGCGCCAGAAUCUCUGGAACACCACCAUGCUUUUGACGUAAUGGCCCGGAUGAGAACCCGAGCAGGUUACCGUGGGAGGAUUCUGCGCCCUAUCUGGGCCACAAUUGCCUCCGCAGCCCUUUUCCUUGCAGAACUCGGAGAAUUCUUUCAAGGAGAAGUUGUGAGGAGUUCUUGGUCAACAUUCCAUCGAUGGCUGAUGCCAACUUUGCCUUACGACCUGCGAUCUGUAAAUGACAGUUUCAUGUUCUCAAUUGGCACGAGUGGACGGUCCCGUAGCCCGAGGCCAACUUCCUCACAACCGGGUCCAGAACCAGCAGCGAGGUCCUUCCAGGAUCCCGAGACUCUGACGCAAGCACACAAACGCUAUCUAGCAUCCCUUGAGAAGGCACUCCUACUCCAUGACCCAACCUUUACCACGGCGUUGCGUAGAUUCAUGACAUCCAUAGAUCAUAUGUCGGCCUUGAUGCAGCGUCUCGAUACCAUCCAACGGAACUUGGACUCAGACACGCAGAACGAAGUCUCGAUUGCGACGAACUACUUCGCCGCGGAAGAAGAGAGACUAGUGCUUGACUUGAAGGCUUCUCGUGCUAAGGUCGCUAGCGGCGUACAGGCUUUGAUAGAGGCGUUGCGGGCCAUCGAUGUCGCAAGAAGUGCCGAACGGAACUACCGUGGCGACCAGGGGCUUAUGCAACAUGAUGGAUUUGUCCCAUGGACUGGCGGCGACGUUGAUCGCUUGCUUUUGAAAUUGGAUUACGGCAACGUGCAAAACCUGGCAUGA